Messenger RNA from Guillardia theta CCMP2712, 1086 nucleotides. RefSeq lists its product as hypothetical. The transcript has 11 exons. NCBI's taxonomy places the organism in Eukaryota, Cryptophyceae, Pyrenomonadales, Geminigeraceae. The record is from RefSeq and is a predicted model, not a curated record. The coding region runs from base 1 to 1086 and encodes 361 amino acids.
AUGGACUCCACCCUUUUGGAGAACCCGUGCAUCUCCAACGAGUUCCUUGCAAAUGUGGAAAAGCAGCGUCAAACAACAGAGCAGAAGACAGACUAUCGCAGCAUGUCUCUUGCUACCCUUGUACUGAGCUACUUCUCUCCUGCUGCUCCCUCUCACCGUGUUCUUGUUGGGCAGCCCAACGCAGUGAAAGCGAAGAGAAGCUCGAGCAACCGCACGUCGCUCGAACCCGUCAAGCUUGACGCUGAGACGGCUGAUGACCGCGGACAUUCUUCGAGGAAACUCACUGCAAGUUCGUCCGAUAAAAGCUUCAUCGCUCUGAAUUCAACCUCGGCAGGGAAGAUGAGGAAACCGAGACUGUCUCUGUCCUUGCAGACGAACGACAUCGAGGGAGCGUCGCCGAGGAACAGAGAAAGCAGGAGGAGCGAUCCGAGAAACCCUCUCUGCCCGGAGUACGACUGGCCGCAGAGCAGGAAGGUUGAGAUCGUACCCCCCCGCUUCAUCCGAGAUCCUCUGUUCUGCAAAGACAUCAUGGGCGAGAAGAAGAGGCAACUCUUCGCCUCUCCUGGAAACGAGCGGGAGUUCGUCAAGUGGAGCUCAUCUGACCUCGAGCAGGCUCACAAGCAUGCUGGAGGGGCAGAGAGGAGCGGUCGACGGCCCAAGGAGCCUGUGGAGGAGAGGAAACGACUGCCUUUCGACUUCAGCAAGUCUUCUCGCUGCACCAAUCCUCUGACGCCCGAGUAUCGCUACAACAUCCCCCACCAGGCUGAUUUCAGUGCCAACCACAGUCAGGGGGUUGCCGUCACCGACGAGAUGAGAAAGAACUGGACGAUCGGCAAGAUCGACAACGCCAGGAGCAGCCGAUUCUACAUGGGUCCUGUUUUCCACGACACGCCAGGACGACGAGGGGACAUCACCUACAGGGAGUACAUGCUGAGAAACGAAGACGUUGAAGGCUCUCAGCCAGGAAGUCUCGGCAAAUUCUCGUCGCGCGUUACUCCCUUCACCCCCAAACAGUACAGGACGACAAACUACAUCGGAGACAUCCAAGGGUCAAGCCCGCGUGUGAGAACGGUCAAGAGAAGCUGA